UAGGACUGACGUACUAGGAAGUGUGUUCAACACAACAACACUGCAGCUUCAUCAUUUACAAGUUACAUACUAUGGAUACAGACAAAUUAUUAUGAUGCCAUUUCAGCAACAUAUAGAAUUAUUCCUCUAAUAGGAAGCUUCUUUGGGACGAAUUACCACCAAAAAGUUUAUUAUCAUCCACUCUGACUUUGGGGACAUUUCCCACCCUCUCUCAUGUCCUCCGGCUGUCCCCCCCAGUCACCAGCUGUGGCUAAGUCUGAGGUAGCAGUAGAGGGAGAAUGCCCGCUGCUGGCGGCCACCUUCGCCUACUGGGACAACAUCCUGGGUCCACGGGUGCGCCACAUCUGGACACCAAAGGGAGAGCAGCUGAUGUUCCUCAGCGAUGGAGAGGUCACAUUUUUGGCCAAUCAUACACUAAACGGGGAGAUCCUGCGAAGUGCUGAGUGUGGCGCCGUGGACGUGAAGUUCUUUGUCCUGGCGGAGAAGGGCGUCAUCAUUGUGUCUCUUAUCUUCGAUGGCGAGCUGAAGGGGGAUAAGAACACAUGUGCCUUGUCCAUUAUCCUGCCUCAAACAGAGCUGGCCUUCUACCUUCCUCUGCACACCAUCUGCGUGGAGAGGCUAAAGCACGUUAUCCGCAAGGGACGCAUUUGGAUGCAGAAGGGCUACAACAUCAUCUCGGUGCUGAGCUUGGAGAUCAUCCCUAUCAUGGAGCUGUUGGCCUCCAUGAAGUCUCACCAUGUGCCAGAAGAUAUAGACAUAAAAGACACGGUGCUAAAUGAUGAUGACAUCGGGGACAGCUGCCACGAGGAUUUCCUCCACAAAGCCGUCAGCUCUCAUCUGCAGACUUGCGGCUGUUCAAUAGUAGUUGGAAGCAACCCGGAGAAAGUAAAUAAGAUUGUGCGGACUCUCUGCCUCUUCCUCACCCCAGCAGAGAGGAAGUGCUCCCGCCUCUGCAAGGCUGACUCUUCUUUCAAAUAUGACACAGGCCUUUUUGUUCAGGGUCUGCUCAAGGACUCCACGGGCAGCUUCGUCCUGCCCUUCCGCCAGGUGCUCUACUCCCCGUAUCCCACCACGCACAUCGACGUGGACAUCAACACGGUGAAGCAGAUGCCGCCGUGCCACGAGCACACAUACAACCAGCGGCGCUACAUGCGCUCCGAGCUCAGCGCGCUCUGGAAGACGGACAGUGAGGACGACAUCCCCCCCGAAACAGUCAUUCACACCGACGAGACCUUCACACCUGACCUGAAUAUAUUUCAAGACGUCAUGCAUAAAGACACUUUGGUGAAGUCGUUUAUAGACGAGGUUUUUCUCACGACAACAGCAACAUAUUUCUCUCAAGGUGUUCAUGCUGAAGCCGGGCCUGUCCCUGCGGAGCACCUAUCUGGCCCAGUUCCUGCUGCUGCUCCACAGGAAGGCCCUCACAUUGCUCAAGUACAUCGAGGACGAAACGCAGAAAGGGAAGAAGCCGUUUCGAUCCCUGCGCAACCUAAAGACAGACCUGGAUCUGACGGUGGAGGGGGACCUGCACAUCGUAAUGGCCUUCGCCGAGAAGCUGAGGGCGGGACUGCACUCGUUCGUGUUCAGCAAGCCGUUCUACACCAGCAUGCAAGAGCGAGACGUUCUCAUGACCUUCUGACUUAUUCCUCCUCCCGCACUUUUAUGUAUCGGACGCUUAAUGGAAGCAGAUGUCUUUGUUUUCUCAUGUGUUACAUCAAUGCAUGCACGUCUGAAUAUGUGUUUGUGCUUUGCUGGAAUGAAGAAAAACAUGUUGUGUCUUGAUCAGUUCAAGGCUUCAAAGUCUAUACUGCUGUAAUGAGCCAUUGUACUGUACUUUUUUUUUUUUUUUUUAUAUAGUACCUUGAUCGACCGUUAGCAUAAUGUGAGUUGAAUGUUUUGGGAGGACAUCAAUAAUUCUCUAGUCGAUGAAUUAUUCAUGCGUUCUAUGCCUUCUGUUAAUAGAGGGUCUGUAUUAAUUUAUGGCGUUACAAUUGGCUGCCCACCAGGACAUUUGCAAUUUAACUUAAAAUGAUAUUUAUUAAAACGUAUUAGUUUCUUCACUGCCUGUGUAAUAUAUAACCUUUUGAACUGUCGAUGUUUUGUUUUUCAAUUAGAUGUCUCUGUGUUGACUGUGACUGGUGCGUAUCAUCAUAAAAAGGUUCAGAGUAAUCAUAGGAUUUUAUUAAAGAAAAAGAUAACGCACUGUAAUGACAUUUGAUUAUAACCCCUCUUGACAAAGCAGAGCUGUGUGUAGCUGACAGUCAUAAAAUAAAAUCAAGCAAUGUAGUUUAGAAGUGAUAAGUAUCGCUUCCAAAAAUGCAAAUGUUUCUGAUGUGUUAUAUGGUGAGUUGAUAAUGUUGUCCAGUUUCCCUACAUUUACAUAUCAUUUCAAUUUGUAACUUUUGCAGACAGUCCAACUACGUUUAUCACAAAUGCAUCAAAUAACAGACAUUUUCUCUUCCCUUCUAUAAUCUCUUUGCUUCCUUCCCUUUUACUUUAUCGAUCUUAUUUCAAAUGUGAACUUUUGUCUACUUGUGCAGAAAGAGCGAUGAACAAUAAAGACUCUAUUCAUGUCAAA
Molecule: messenger RNA, 2578 nt
Organism: Gymnodraco acuticeps
Lineage: Eukaryota; Metazoa; Chordata; Actinopteri; Perciformes; Bathydraconidae
Gene: c9orf72
Product: C9orf72-SMCR8 complex subunit
Exons: 11
Coding region: 214-1782 (522 amino acids)
Biological process (GO): endocytosis; autophagy
Cellular component (GO): autophagosome; endosome
Molecular function (GO): guanyl-nucleotide exchange factor activity
Source: RefSeq, a predicted model, not a curated record